This is a messenger RNA of Jaminaea rosea, 2373 nucleotides long. RefSeq lists its product as hypothetical. The record is from RefSeq and is a predicted model, not a curated record. NCBI's taxonomy places the organism in Eukaryota, Fungi, Basidiomycota, Exobasidiomycetes, Microstromatales. The transcript has 4 exons. Bases 1 to 2373 code for a protein of 790 amino acids.
AUGAGCACAACAGAGGUGCAAAGCUUUCGCUCGCGGGGCCACCACGUCGGCGUCCUCGCGCACCCUCCACAGCUACCUGUUACCCGCUCAGCCCCCGCCCAGCCCCCUUCUGCCCGCGUUCGCCCUCUCGUUUCUGGUCUCGCUGCUCUCGCACUCUACGGUUCUUCUCCUCGCGGUUCUCCUUCUUCCUCUGCUCCUGGUUCUCCCUCCUUCCCUCUCGCACCGGCGGACGACCUCCCGGACGUGCCAGCGAUGGGCCCGGACGACGUGCCGGACGAGGUGAUGGACAGCGGCUCCUCGGACACCUCAACGCCCAUCUCCCGCAGCACGACCUCUGGUGCUGCUCGUCGUCGUCGCCGCCGCCGCAUGCUCAGCAGCAGCAGCCAAUCCCCUCCUCCUCGCGACGAUCGUGAGGACAAAGCGAGCAUCGCUGCGGCCGAGGUGCAGGGGAUCAUUGAGGCCAUCGACGUGCACACCAUGUCGAGCGCAAUCAAAGCCGCCCUUCGCUCCUGCUCUUCCGUCGGUUUUCUCUCCGGUGGACCUUUCGGUCACACUCCUCUCUCCGCCGCCGACCUCGCCCACGCCCACGUCGCCCUUCACGUCGUCAUCCUCAAGCGCUGGCUGUGCUCGCGUGGCGGCAAAAAACAGCGCACGGCCGUCGAUCUGAUGGCGUACGCGCGGGCGCUCACCGUGGAUGAGCAUUCCUUCUGGCCCCUCUCUCGCUGCCCCUCCCUCGCGCCCCUCUUCACGAUGCAACGCCUGCUCAUGUACGGCACCGGCGUUUCCGCUCAGUUCUCCUCGUCGUGGCUCACUACCACCGUCGCCAGUCAGCCCUUCCGCCUCCGCCUCACGGACCGCACCCUCGCCAACGGUCCGGCAACUUUGACCUUGGAGAGCGCGCCCGAAAAACUGGGUCUGCCAGCCGCUGAGCAAGCCUCAGCGGCUCUCAACCGCUUCAAGAUCAUCGUGUGGCAGGAUCGCCGCCGUGUCGCUGCGUACCAGCCAGCGGGCAUGGUAGUAGACGACGAGUGGGAGAGGCUGUUUGCGCUGGUCGCAGAGGUGGCGUCGGCAGAGAAGGUAGGGGACUUUGAGCCGGCGUACACGGAGGUCCAGCACGAGGAGGUUCGCCUCCUCGGCGGCCUCGCCACCCGUCUCAUCGAUGCUCAGCCGCCUGCCGACCCUUUCCUCGCCCCUGCUAUCCCGCCUGCCUCUCCCGCCAAAAGCGCAGCUCAGAGUAUGCCCACUACGCCUCCGCUCGCUUCGCCCUCCGGGACUACCAAGGAUGCCGCUCCUGGUAGGGCGACGACACCUCGUUUGCCCGCUACCCCCGUCAUCGCUGCUACGUCCACGGCUGCCGAUGCCACCACGUCUGGCAAAGACGCCUCAAAUGCUGGAUCUGUACCGACAUCCUCCCCACUCACGCCUGCUCCUGCGGCUGCCGAAGACAUCGUGCCUGCACCAUCUCGCCCUACCACGUCGCGACCCGUAGAGCCCCGCCGCAAAUUGCCUCGCGUCGCCAAGGACAAGAACGCGCGACAAGCCCGACUCUCUCGCCUCUCUCCCGUCCUCUCGUCGGAGACCAUUGCGCAGAAAGAGCAGAAGCACACUGCCGAGCCCGUCGAGCCCGUCGAACAGGGAGCUACGCGCGAGGAGAGCGAGGACGACGCUGCACUUGCCCUGGUGGCCCUGCAGAGCUUCUUCUCCGCGCAAGGCGACAUCGACCCGCUCAACGUCAACGAUGAAGCAGGUCCGGCGUUGCCCUGCGCCGCAGACGCCGCCGCAGACGCCGAGGAGGCCGACAUCACGCGGGACUACCUGGCAGAGGAAGACUCGGACGAGGAGAGCAGUCCCAACCUCCCCCGUCACAGCACUAGCACCGCCCCCUCCUCCUCUCCACGAGCCGCUGCGCGCCCCCGACGCAAGCAAGCUCGCGAGUCGGUAGCCCAGGCCAAAGCGGCUCACCACGCGUGGUGGAUUGUGGACGAGCUCCGCGUGAAGCUGCACCUCAAGAGGACAACGGCAGCCGUCACCGCCGCGCGCAAGUCUUUCCUCGACGCUCUCGCGCAGGACGGGCUUGGUCUGGGUGACGCAGCUGUGCAGCGCAUCAAAAAGCGCGUACAGGAGGGGGAGAUGGCGGAGGCUAUCGUGGCGGAGAUCUGUGGUGCUGUCUACCUGGCCAAGAAGCACAUGCUGGGACGCGCAAUGGAGGACUGCGUCACAGGAGUCGCGCUGGAGAGGCUGAUCAGAGGGCUGGCCGACAUCCAGCACGCCGAGGGCUUCUUGGCGCGCCUGUCUUGCCCGGCUCAUCUAUCUCCGUACGUGGCAGCAGGCGGAGCAGCUGUUGAGGGAGAGGCCAGAUCUCGAUGCGCGUAG